Histoplasma mississippiense is the source of this 318-nucleotide messenger RNA. RefSeq lists its product with no specific name. Bases 1 to 318 code for a protein of 105 amino acids. The transcript is spliced from 3 exons. The record is from RefSeq and is a predicted model, not a curated record. NCBI's taxonomy places the organism in Eukaryota, Fungi, Ascomycota, Eurotiomycetes, Onygenales, Ajellomycetaceae.
AUGAGGCUUGAGGGAGAAGGAAAGCCAGGCGGAGAUGCAGAAGAGGAGGAGAUGAAGGGUCAAGCUGAGUCAGCAGCCUGGGCGGUGGUGCUGGCCGCGUACUUGCAGAGCACUCUGUGGACGGCGCCGGGAGCAACGCUGCUGCUGGGCAUAUACACCGAUAUUAUGAUUGACAUCCAAUUUGAGCGAUGCCGGUCCAAGUAUUUCUUUUCGUCAAGUGAAAGAUUCAACUCUGGAGAAUAUGGAGGCCAAGGCAUGAUCUCUAUAUUCAUCUCCUCAAGAACCUCCUUAACUAUCAAAGAAUACAUAAUAUUUUAG